This is a messenger RNA of Cuscuta epithymum, 2153 nucleotides long. The record is from the annotation of a GenBank genome assembly. Lineage: Eukaryota; Viridiplantae; Streptophyta; Magnoliopsida; Solanales; Convolvulaceae.
GCCUCACUCAUCGACUCUAUUUCCUCUUACAACUCACCAAAACUUUGGGGUCCAUAUUUUGGGUUUAGAUUAGAUUCACCAAAUAUGAAUAUUGACCAUUUUCAUCCUCCUCCCACUCACCUACUCCAACUCAUUUCCCAAGCUAAAACCGAUGCCAAUCCUUUACCCGACGGCACGGCGGCGGCCGGAGGAAACCACCCCGGCUUCUGCACGAGAAGCCAUUGGAAGCCCCACGAAGAUGCCAAGCUCAAAGAGCUUGUCGCUCUCCACGGCCCCCACAACUGGAAUUUCAUUGCGCAACAUCUUCACGGACGAUCAGGGAAGAGCUGCAGAUUGAGGUGGUUUAACCAGUUAGAUCCGAAGCUGAAUAAGACAGCUUUUACAGAGGAGGAAGAAGAAAUGCUGAUCGAGGCGCAUAAAAUGUACGGCAAUAAAUGGGCCAUGAUUUCCCGGCUGUUCCCCGGCCGGACAGAUAACGCCGUUAAGAACCACUGGCACGUCCUCGUCGCCCGGGACCACCGCCGUCAGCCGCCACCGCCGUUUAGUUCCCCUGUUUCCGGCGAAAGCAGAGCUAGUACUAGUAGUAGCGGUUGUAAGAGGAGGAAGCGAUCAAACGACGUUGAAGAUCACAGAACUAGAUUUUUAAAUGCUGCGGCGGGAAACGAAUCCACGGCUGAUGAUACUAAGAGCAGCGCAUUCGCCGCCGGCGACGAAACGGCGUCGACUUGCACUGAUCUCUGCCUCCCUGCAGCUACGUUUUCUCUUUAUCCGACGCCUCCGCCGGACUUUCAAAUCAUCAGAACCGUUAAAGGUAUUUCCGGCUCAUCGACAAUUUUUUUACUUCAGUACUUCUCUGAAAAAAAAACAAUAUUAAAUCUAGUUUAAGGUUUUUAAACCCCAAUACAGAGAUCUGAUCCUGGUUAAACCAUUCUGACACCUGUUUUUUUUGUUACAAAAAAAAUCAUUAUUAAAAAAAAUUAAAAAGAGUACUCCCUCCGUCCCAUAAUGGUUCUCCACUUUCAAUUUGGAACAAUUAUUAAUAAAGUGGUUGAAAAGUAAAAGUUGUGGUUGAGAUUUGAGUAGAAUAAAGUGAAUUAAUAAGAACCACAUAUUUCAUGCCAAAAAAGGAAACAAGACAUUUAUUUUGGGACAACCCAAAAAGGAAAGUAAGACAACCAAAAUGGGACGGAGGGAGUACUCUGCUUCAAGUACACUGUGUUUUUAUGUCUUUUUAAGGUGUAUAUAUAUACGUAGUAUAUAUAUCACCUGUUUUUAUGUUUUUAUAUCCAUAAUAAUUUUCAAGCAUAUCAGAAAAAUAAAAUUAUUCGAAUAAAUAAUUCCUCUAAAAAAAAUAAAGAUUUACAAAAUCGUUUAAAAAACUUGAAGAGGCACAAUGGAUGAUCAUUAAUGUGAAAACGAUAUGAUUGUGUUGAAAAUUGGCCGGGAUUGCGCACGUUUGUAUUUUGUAACGCUUUUGUAAAUGAUCAUUAUUGUCACUUUCUUUAUCCUCCGAAUUUUCGCAAGUCUUUUAACAGUCAAAAGUUAUGGUAAAAUCCAUUUUCUUGGUCGUCCACAAUUAUCAUUUGGGUUAAUUGUUGGUUACAGGGUCAUCAUCAUGGUUAAGGGUGGAAGGUGUGAAGGAAAGAUCGGUGGGGUGGGGUGGUCAAUCAGAUUCAUCAAACUCAUCACAGGUUUCUGCAUCAGAGUCAGUGGGCAACAGUAGGAAGAAGACAUCAUCAGAUCAAGGCAAUCCCAUGAACAAUAAAGUCCAUUUCUAUGAUUUCCUAGGAUUGGGAGCCACCGCCUGAUUGACCCUUGUUUGUUAAUUUUGUCUUGUUCGUUGACCAAAAGAGACACAACUUAUGAAGAUUGGACUAAUUCCGAGAAAGAUUUCUGUUUCAACUCCAAACAAUGACUUGAGAUAAAACAUUACUCUUUUUUCAUCGAUAUAUGAUCAAAGUUCAAUUUUUCAUUUUCUCAGAUGACUGUUCGGUUGGUCGUAGUGAACCCUUAUAGAUGGGGUGUUGUAGUUUUGCAUUUGUAAGAUAUUGUAUGUAUUUGAGUUGGAUUUCAAAAGAAAGAAAAUGACAAGCCCAUAUGCGAGGAAUGCAUUUGCGAGUUUUUUUCCUAAUUAAUGCUAAUUAAUUAAUUAA